AAGGCAAUAGGAGUAUUGGGAGUGACCGUUAUUUCCCCUCACUGAAUCAAUACGGCUAGUUCUGUAUCAUUAUCAAUAAAAUAAAGGCAAUACAUGGUCUGGCAAUCUCUAUGAUGAAAUGUCAAAUAUAUUUUGGAAUGAAAAGCAGAAAAAAAAAACAAACCAGUAGCAUUUGUGCAAUAUUUCGGUAUUAAUAUGAUGGUUUGUGAACUGUGGCUGUGAGCCGGUACAUUUGGUAUUCACUAAUGGAACUGUGAGGGGAAUGCAAUAAUUUUUCUGUAAUGGGAUGUAACCUCAAUUCGACCCCGGCCCUGCAGUCCUCAGCUCGCUGAAGAGCUUGUAAUGACGGCGAAAUGUCCAGACGGUGGCGUUAGAGUCUGAACAAAAGUAUCCAGUUGGCAACGGGAGCGCGCUGAAAUGCUCGCCCCUGUCAGCAUCCUCCCAGCUCCCCCACUAAUACACCAGUUUACCUCUAGAGGUCAUCAGGCAGGAUUUACGACUGGACAACAAAAGCACGUGAUUCCAAGUCGUACCCCAUAUUUGGGUGCCUACGUAGGAGGGAACCAAGUACAUGUCCCAGUCAUUUCCAUAAUUCAUCAUAAAUUGUGCAAGGGUGCUAUAGACGCACAAAACGACCAAGAGCCACAAAUCAAGCACACAUAUCAAAAAACAAAUGAGCUCUUAUUUUGUAAACUCAUUUUGCGGUCGCUAUCCAAAUGGCCCGGACUACCAGUUACAUAAUUAUGGAGAUCACAGCUCGGUGAACGAGCAAUACAGGGAUUCAGCAAGCAUGCAUUCCAGCAGGUACGGCUACGGCUACAAUGGCAUGGAUCUCAGCGUUGGGCGAACAGCUUCCAACCACUUUAAUGCCAAUGACAGAGCAAGAAAUUAUCCAUCCAACCCAACUUCCUCUACAGAGCCAAGGUAUAACCAACCUGCAACAUCUUCACACUCUCCUCCACCUGAUCCUCUCCCUUGCACUGCCGUGUCCACCCCGCCUGUCAGCGAGAGUCACCAAGGAGUGAAAAACUCUAUAACUAACUCAAACAGCACUACGUCCAAUUCAGGCACCAACAGCAAUAGUAACAGCACCCACAUUAACAGAGAAGGGCUUGGGGCUUCUUCUGGUGCUGAAGAUGACACCCCAGCUAGCAGCGACCAGGCAAGUUCACAGAACGGACAGAGUCCAGCUCCAUCGGUCCAGCCCCAGAUCUACCCCUGGAUGAGAAAACUGCACAUAAGUCAUGAUAACAUAGGGGGACCUGAGGGAAAAAGGGCUAGAACAGCUUACACACGCUACCAGACACUGGAGCUGGAAAAGGAAUUUCAUUUUAAUAGAUACCUGACACGUCGGAGGAGGAUUGAAAUAGCCCAUGCCCUUUGCCUAUCUGAGAGACAAAUUAAAAUCUGGUUUCAGAACAGAAGGAUGAAAUGGAAAAAGGAUAACAAGCUGAAAAGUAUGAGCAUGGCCGCAGCAGGAGGGGCUUUUCGUCCUUAGAAUGUCUUUUCUAUGAAAGUACUGGUCCAGUAUUAGAAUUGUCACCAUAGACUUUCUAGAACUCUUGUGUGUGACUUCUGUGAAGAAAAAAAAAUCCGUCCUUGUUCCCCCUUCCUGUCUUAGCCAUGAGCCCCUAUGCUGGGUGGUUAUAGCUACAGAUGCUUUAUGUAUAUGUUUUAUUUCGAAUGGCUAUGUCUUGACAAUUUUAAAUGUUUUAACUUAUUUGAGUAUGUAAAGCGCUAUGUGUUACUUGAAGUAACAGAACACACACAAAAGUGUUUGUUAAAAUGUUCUGUUUUAUGCUGCAUUCAAUUUGCAG
Molecule: messenger RNA, 1817 nt
Organism: Nanorana parkeri
Lineage: Eukaryota; Metazoa; Chordata; Amphibia; Anura; Dicroglossidae
Gene: HOXA5
Product: homeobox A5
Exons: 2
Coding region: 674-1498 (274 amino acids)
Biological process (GO): anterior/posterior pattern specification; regulation of transcription by RNA polymerase II
Cellular component (GO): nucleus
Molecular function (GO): DNA-binding transcription factor activity, RNA polymerase II-specific; RNA polymerase II cis-regulatory region sequence-specific DNA binding
Source: RefSeq, a predicted model, not a curated record